AUGUGCAAGGGAGCUAUCAUCGCGGAAGCAUCGCUCUUUAUGUGCAAGCGGGCUCGGUUACAUUGUCAGGGCGUUGGGUCGAUCGACGUAUCACCGGGUGUAUGGCGCGAUGUAUACUCAGCAACCAUAUUUUUGACCACUGCUGCUGUGCACAUCAACAACAAUCUCCAACGACACUUCCAGAAAUGCGGAUGCACUCUGAUGGUUGUGCGCCUCGAUACAGGAACAACCUUUGCUGCUACGGUCAGAGAUGCUCAUGGAGUCAUUGAAGUACCGAUAGGUUUCCGGUCGUUAUCUUAUGGUGAAGCCUUUGCGUUCCGUCCGAUCUGUGAACAUGUUAUAGGGCCGCCUCUUUGGGAUCAGUAUGAGGUGACUCGGGGCCUCCUGUCAAUUGUUAUCACAAUCAGUCCCUGUCAUUUUUCAUCACCCUCUCCUUGGCAGGUAUACACAGAAGAGUAUCACCAGAUUCCUCGACGUUACCAAUUCGAUAUCACAAACGAUGAACGGGGCUUGUACGAAACCGAAUUUCUCGAUUUCCAAGGGACGUCUUAA
Molecule: messenger RNA, 552 nt
Organism: Cantharellus anzutake
Lineage: Eukaryota; Fungi; Basidiomycota; Agaricomycetes; Cantharellales; Hydnaceae
Exons: 5
Coding region: 1-552 (183 amino acids)
Source: RefSeq, a predicted model, not a curated record